CGUUUGUGUUGACAACAGUUUUCAUGCCCAAAACCUGUCUUGUCGUAUUCUAUUUGUUGUUUGUUUUGUUGUAUUAUAUUUAGCAAUAGUAGGAUAUUCAUUUAAGAGACAUGGCAGAAGGUGCGGAAGUCAAGAAAGAGGAGGCCCAGGCUGAUUCUGGAAGACGUAUACACACAUAUCCUCUAAUUCGGCAUUCCGACAUGAAUGAAGAAAUGCGAACGGAAUCUAUGGAGCUCUGUGUCACUGCCUGCGAAAAGUUUGCAAACAAUAAUGAGAAUGCGGCAAAGAUGAUAAAGGAGGCGAUGGAUAAGCGUUUUGGAGCUUCGUGGCACGUCAUCGUUGGCGAGGGUUAUGGAUUCGAGGUCACGCACGAGGUGAAGAACCUACUCUACAUGUUCUUCGGUGGAAACAUGGGCAUCUGCGUGUGGAAGUGUGCAUGAUGCGACCCUGACUUUGACUCUUGUCGUCUCCUGUAGUGGACGGCUGCAUUUUUUAUUUUGCACACUUAUCUCCACGGUGAAUAAAAGAGUCUUGUGUGGUGGUUAUCUGGAACAAGCUGUUAGUGAUGACAGAACUGACAGACAAACCACUAUUUCCAGAGAAUUCCCCAUGGGGUGUAAGAAUAUCGCAAUACCAAUACUUCCAUCCUCCAUAAACGUAUUGCUGUUCAUUUUUGUCAUGUGGCAACGCUGUAAUCUGAAAUGUGUAAUAUUAUUGCUGUACAUCGAAACAUGUCAAAGUAGGUUGCGAAACAACAGAUUUUACGCAACUCAUUUUUUGUAUAAAAGAAUCUUAUGUGUACAUACUUUUUAAGCAACGAGCGUAUAGUCGAGGCUAUGUUGAUCUAUGUUAUGAGUUAAAAGUGUGGAACUAUAUUGGUUUCUGCAUAGAAUUUGUCUGGUCUAUCAUAUAAUGUACAAUACAUUCCAUUAUUUGUUUUACCACGUUUUAUAAUGUGUUGUUUAUAGCAGUGUUUUACUUGUGACAUGCUGUUUUUAGCUUAGUGUGCGAGCUGGCCAAUUCUAUAGCAUGUUUUCUCUCUUUGCUGCUGCUAACUUGUUAGUCGGUGUGACUGAGAUGUGGUCAGGUAAUGCAUUUAUCGGGUGGGAUAUCAGGUUAAUUGUUAAUUUUGCAGAGAGAAAAAAAAAAACGUCGCACGCACUUCACGACGUAAAUUUUUUCCGCUGCAUGCCAUUGUUAGUGGAAAAAAGAAUCGAGUGAGAAGUGGAAGAGUGGUGUUUAUGGACAUGGUUCACAUUACCAGUUGAACUAUGAGCUGAGAAAACGGGAUGUGUUGAUUCUAGGAUGAACGUAAUAAACACAAGCUGUGAACUCUUCUCAA
Priapulus caudatus is the source of this 1342-nucleotide messenger RNA. Its product is annotated as dynein light chain 4, axonemal-like. Gene Ontology annotation, biological process: microtubule-based process. Gene Ontology annotation, molecular function: dynein intermediate chain binding; dynein light intermediate chain binding. Gene Ontology annotation, cellular component: dynein complex. The coding region runs from base 111 to 440 and encodes 109 amino acids. Lineage: Eukaryota; Metazoa; Priapulida; Priapulimorpha; Priapulimorphida; Priapulidae. The record is from RefSeq and is a predicted model, not a curated record. The transcript is spliced from 3 exons.